AUGAGCGAGGUUCACCACUUGUGGCUUCGACUCUACCGCUUUUUCACCAGCUUCCAGGUCGAACUCCGCGGCCACUACACAGCCGAGAGGAUUCAAGCACUGGCCAAGUACCUGGCCUCAACCUCGACACCCCGCACACUCCUCAUCUCUGUCUUCUCUCCCCUACCGUGUCUUGUCAUCGUCGCUCUAGUUGAGUGUGUCCCGCUAGCUCCAACCGAAGACGGAUCUCGAGGCAACGCCGUCUUCUGGGGUAGGGACCUCGUCGCCGCUUCGUUGAUGAUGCGCGCUGUGCUGGAGCAGAUCCGGGUGGCGGUCCCUGGUCUGGGGAUGACCCCGUUGCAAGCCAUUGUGGUCGCGAUUGUCGCAACGACAGUCUCUACUGCCGACGAUGGUAGUCGUGAUUCUGAGCUUCGGGAUAUUAUUCGGUCGAUUGUUGGAGCAGAGCUCCGGAAGGAGAUGAACAGCUUCGCCAACGUGCAGAACUGUCCGAUGCCGAUCUAUCUUUACGGGUUCAAUCGCUUGGGCCCGCUGGGGCAGAACAUGUACCUCGGUCUUCUCCCUGUUAUCAAGAUCAUCGGCAAGAACUGGAUCAGUUAUUUCUUACGCAACAAGUACGAAUUGAUGGCACAAAUCAUGAUCUUCAACCUCGACGUGUUUAACGCCAUGUACGUCUUGAGCUGCAUCCAGAACUCCAAAUCGCUGAGUACGACCUUCAUUUCGAUCGGAUUAGACGCUGUGCUCGCGUGGGUGUCCAUGACGGACCUCCGAAUUAUGACCAAGAGGGUGUUUCUACUGCGACUCAUUCAUCAAGAAGCUGAGAACGCCCGGGUAUCGUCGUUCCACCAGGUCCCUAUUCAUGGGUUCAUCCUGCUGACUUCGUCUGGAAUCGAUAGCGAGAGGGCGGCGCAAGUGCUGUUCACGGCGGAAUUCGCCAUCCUCGUGCUGUAUACGAAGUUUAUCGUCCCCUUCCUCUUCGCUACGUGCACCUGCAUCCUGUUUUAUAUGCCAAAUCGUGCCUACUACCCUCAACUAGAGGGUUACGAUGACGGGGUGCUCAAGGAGAAAGUGAGCAACGUGGCCGUGUUAGGGGUCUCCCAGUUCGUGUUGCUUGUUGUCAAUGGGCUUAUUCUACAGCGAAGACUCGGGGUCCCCGUGCUGCACUUGCUCUCCUUCGGGCUCGACCACGGCAAGAAAUCUCCGUACAGCAUGGUCAAUCCACUAUAG
Molecule: messenger RNA, 1224 nt
Organism: Phytophthora sojae
Lineage: Eukaryota; Oomycota; Peronosporomycetes; Peronosporales; Peronosporaceae
Exons: 6
Coding region: 1-1224 (407 amino acids)
Source: RefSeq, a predicted model, not a curated record